AUGGGUAAAUCACGCGGUUACAGAUCUGGUACUCGUUACAUGUUCCAACGUGACUUCAAGAAGCACGGAAUUGUGAACUUGUCCACCUACUUGACUAUCUACAAGGUCGGUGACAUUGUUGACAUCAAGGCCAACGGUUCCAUCCAAAAGGGUAUGCCUCACAAGUACUACCACGGUAAGACUGGUAUUGUUUUCAACGUCACCAAGUCUUCCGUCGGUGUCAUCAUCAACAAGGUUGUUGGUAACAGAUACAUCGAGAAGAAGGUCAACUUGAGAGUCGAGCACGUCAAGCACUCUGCUUGUCGUAAGGAGUUCUUGGACAGAGUCAAGAUCAACGCCGGCUUGAGAGAGGAGGCCAAGGCCACCGGUAAGCAGGUUGUGUUGAAGAGACAACCAGCCCAGCCAAGACCAGCCAAGAUUGUGUCUGCCGACGGUAAUGCCGCCCAGACCUUGGCCCCAGUUCCUUACGAGACCUUCAUCUAA
Metschnikowia bicuspidata var. bicuspidata NRRL YB-4993 is the source of this 483-nucleotide messenger RNA. RefSeq names its product 60S ribosomal protein eL21 (gene RPL21A). The record is from RefSeq and is a predicted model, not a curated record. Gene Ontology annotation, molecular function: structural constituent of ribosome. Gene Ontology annotation, biological process: translation. The transcript has 2 exons. Gene Ontology annotation, cellular component: cytosolic large ribosomal subunit; ribosome. Bases 1 to 483 code for a protein of 160 amino acids. NCBI's taxonomy places the organism in Eukaryota, Fungi, Ascomycota, Pichiomycetes, Serinales, Metschnikowiaceae.